CUCCCCGCGGUCGCCAGACGGCCAUUCUUCCGUUCCGCUCGGCAGUAGUGCGCUGCACGGACGAUACUACGCUCGCUAUCGACGGAAGAAAAUGUGUGUCGCGUCCACAGUGUACUAGUAUUGUAGUGGCAGUGCUCGUGAGUUACGCACGCGGACUUAACUUUUUUUAAAGAACGAUCUACUCAAAUAAUGAUGGCGCCCGAGACUGUGGUGACUACUGAACACAACAAACCUGCUGCAGCUUCACCUCAGCAGCAAGGCGGCGCGUUGGAUUGGCUUAAAUUCGACGUAAACUAUUUCAAAACUCCACCAGGCUUGUUGAAAAUAAUACAACUUGUGCUUGGUAUCUUGUGUAUGGCGCUGGCGUCGCCUUGGUACUCCACGUGGUUCGUCUUCGUAGCCGUCACGAGUUUCAUUACCACUCUCAUUUGGAGUUUCGUGUACCUGCUCAGCAUUAAGGAAGUCCUCAAAAUCCCCAUUAACUGGGUUUUGUCCGAGUUGAUCAGUACCAGUAUAGAGACGUUUAUGUACCUGAUCGCCUUCAUCGUGCUAUUCGCAGCGACCGCUGGCUACUAUGCUUCGGGCUACGGAGCUAACGUUGCAGCAGCUGUGUUCGGUAUUUUCAACACGGUGGCGUACGCAGCCAGCUCUUUCCUGCUGUUCAAGGAGCACCGAGGAUCGACUGCGACGGGGCAAGUGGCGUGAGCCUGAAUCCUGUGCGCAUGCGCCGCGGCCACUAUCAUAAACCUCAAUGAAAGCCUAUCAUCGUAUCGUUCACAUUCGUUUUGCUUUCGAUAAAAAACACCGAAAUCUAACUGUAUUUUUUACGAACUGUUAGCACUUGUUUUAAAUAUUUAUUUUUAUGAAGAAACAACAUAUAAACAUUAUUUUAAUGAAAAGUAUAAACAUUAUACAGACAUUGUAUAAAAAUAAUAGACCUACUACAUGUGUCCACGUCUUUACAAACAUAUUGAUUUCAUAUUCGAAGGUCUUAUGAAUGUGUUAUUAACUGCCAGGCUGAUCUACACAUAAUAAAACUAUUAGGUAUUUAUGAUUAUUGUAUAUUUUUAUUUGAAGCGAAUAUUCCAUCGCAAAUGAGAAAAUACUUUGGUUUCAUUGAUCAAAACCGUCUGCAGAUAGGUAAACAUAAGUUUGUAAUUUAUGUAUAAUUUAUAUUUAUAGUAUAUUUAAAAGUCAUAACAAACAGUACGGUUUCAUAUUAAUAAUUAUAGAAUAAUAUUAAAUUAAUGGCCAUAGAUUGUGUACGUGUGAGGUAUAUAAAUGGUAAGCUAUGCUUUUAAAUAAAAACCGUUAAAUCGGUUUAUUUAAUGAACAAUCUCUGUACCUAGUUGGAAAGUGGUAAUUUUACUAUGAGGUAAAAACUCCUUUUGUCUAUGAUUCCUUUAUGGCCUGUACUAGGUAGAGUUUCAUUAAAAUUCUUGAGGAGAGAUUCAUCAAAAUAUUGAUAAGAACAGGACCGCAAAAGAAGUCAACCAAAACUAGAGUACUUGAAACUAAAACGCACAUUAUAAAUAUGUUGGUAUAAAAUUAAAUCUGAGUUCUUAGUAUGUAAUAUAUAAAAUUUUAAAAUAUAUUUUGAAAUCAAUUAGUAAAUUUCGGGGCCAGUUUGACGAAGUACACGCUUAGGUUUCGUUUUUAUAAGAUAUUUACUCGUAUUUUAAUCUCACGGUUGUUAUACCUAAUAUUUUGUUAGACUAGUCUUACAAAAACAAGUUGCAUGAACGUUAAAUGUUAAAUCUAAAACGAAUUAAUUGUAAUUUAAUAUAUUCUUAGAUAAUUUGGGACAAAAUGUUUGGUAAAGACAAUAUUUCUCGCACUUUAGUACCUAUACCUACCUAUAUGUUAAUUUGAGUACCUGAUGCCUAUAGCAUCCAUAAACAUAGAUGAUUCUGAUUGCUCACACUUUUCAAAAUGUAAAGUUUACAAAUACAUAUUUCAAUAUUUUUGUGAGUGAGUUUUUAAAGAUCUAUUUGUACCUUAAAAGUAUUUUUGUAAAUGUCAAAAUUAAUUGAGAUUGAGCACGUUUAUUACACUUACACCUUCUUGGGUAUCAAUACUUACAUUUAUUUAAUCUACUUCUUAAAAGUUACAUUUGAUGUUUUUGUUAAGUACUGAAAUAUUUAAGUUGUGUUGAAUGUCGGGUGUUAUGUGAAGUUUAAACAAUAGUUAAUUUUAUUGAC
Messenger RNA from Spodoptera litura, 2201 nucleotides. RefSeq names its product CKLF-like MARVEL transmembrane domain-containing protein 4. Gene Ontology annotation, cellular component: membrane. The record is from RefSeq and is a predicted model, not a curated record. NCBI's taxonomy places the organism in Eukaryota, Metazoa, Arthropoda, Insecta, Lepidoptera, Noctuidae.